Messenger RNA from Populus nigra (black poplar), 1217 nucleotides. RefSeq lists its product as uncharacterized. Lineage: Eukaryota; Viridiplantae; Streptophyta; Magnoliopsida; Malpighiales; Salicaceae. The coding region runs from base 84 to 1217 and encodes 377 amino acids. The record is from RefSeq and is a predicted model, not a curated record. The transcript has 7 exons.
UUUCACAGCGCAGAAGCGGUGUGCCUUCACAGCGGGGUCAAUUCACCCGCAAGUACCAGGCACAAUGGAAGGAUGACCUCUCAAUGUUCACAAACAUUGAGGCUGCAAGGACUAUAACAUUGGCGUUUAAAUCGUCGAUGGAGAUUCCAUUGUUUCAAUGGAGCCAGGUUUCCAAACAUCCUGAGUGGAAACCUAAUAUCGAUGCAUGGUUUAAGCGAUUUCAGAACAAAUUUGAGUGGGAUAGGGCGGACAACAAUGUUGUGAGGAGGGUAUGGGAGAAUCACGCGGCAACUAGGUUGCGUGAUUUUUGGUAUGACACCCAAAAAAAAUCAAAAAGACAUGCGAGGGAUAACGGUCUUGAAGGAUGGAAUGAGGUGGCGGUUUGGCAGGAAUUCAAACCGCCAUUCAUCUCGGGGGAAAUAUGGACGGCAUAUAUUGAGCACGUGACCUCAGAGCGGUUCUCACGGCGCUCACAGUCUGGCGCCGACAACCGGAACCGGCAAAUUUAUGGUUCGGUGACCACGCACACUAGCGGAUCCGUCCCAUUCAGCGCACAUGCAAAGCGGAUGGCUGCGUCUCUUGGACGUGAACCGAGUCCAAUGGAGCUGUUUCUAGAGACGCAUGUGCGGAGUCAAGACCGCCAAAAGGGGGUGCAGCAGUUCGUGGACAACCGUGCUCAGCACUUCGUGGAGACCUAUAAUAGCCGGUUGAGGGAGAGAUAUGGGGACAAUCCGUCGACCCAUCCAGAUUUCGAUCCAGAUUUGUGGAUGGAGGCGGGAUCGUCUGGUGGACCCGAUAAAAAUAGGGUCUACGGGCUCUCCAACACUACGGCUGACAACUUGCGGUCGACUCGUAGUGUCUCAACUGUUGGAAGCUUUCCAUCAGUAUCGAACACCCAGUCUGAGGAGUUCAUUGCGUUGAAACAACAAUAUCAACAACUCUCGACGAAUUAUGAUGAGCUCCGUCAAAUAGUCAUGGAGAUGAGAUCAAAGAUGGGUGACGAUACUUGUGCAGCUUCUUUUUGGCCGUAUGGUCCCGGGAACAACCAGCCUCCUCCUCCUCCUCCGCCUCCUCCUCCAGCUCCGUGUCCUUGGAAACUGCCACUUAUUGUCAACACGAGCUUUUCGAGCCAGAGAUCUAGGCCUCUGCUUGUUUCCAAGAAGUUUUUCACCAAGCCAACUGCACCAGUUACCCUUCUUGCUGUCUCUUGGGACUAA